AUGACCCACUUAAGCUCUUGCUUAUACCCCAUCCUAGCAAGCUCUGCCUCGUCCCUGUCCACCGUCAGGACUUCCACCGUCGGUUUCCUUUCUUUCGCCAUGGGCUCCAACACCAUGUAUAAUCAGUCCAACAGCCUGCCCGAGGGUUGUUUUUUACAAUUCAUCCAGGAGUGUGUGACAUCCAAAGAAUAG
Coprinopsis cinerea okayama7#130 is the source of this 192-nucleotide messenger RNA. RefSeq lists its product as hypothetical. The transcript is spliced from 2 exons. The record is from RefSeq and is a predicted model, not a curated record. Lineage: Eukaryota; Fungi; Basidiomycota; Agaricomycetes; Agaricales; Psathyrellaceae. The coding region runs from base 1 to 192 and encodes 63 amino acids.